UGUUACCAGGCAGACAGGCAGCCUUUCCAACAUGGCAGCGUCAAGCAGCGCAGAGCAAACGCAGUUGCAAGAUAUGGAAGAGGAAGAUGCAGGGAUGGAGGAGAGGGAGAUGGAAUCGGACGAGGAAGAAGAGGAGGGCAUGGGGGUAGAAAAUUCCGACGACGAGGAGGACGAUUCGUCGGAAGAUGAGAAAGAAAACGAGGCCGAAAUCCAGCGGCUGGAGGAGCAGCUGUCGAUCAAUGCUUUGACUACAACUGCCAUGUGGAUCUCAUCAAACUACUAAAGCAAGAAGGCGAGCUUUUCCGUCUGCGAAAGCAAGACAGAAAAUGAGGUGAACUUUUCCCGCUCACUGAGGAGAUCUGGCUUGACUGGCUAAAGGAUGAGAUCCAUCUGACAGAAGAGGAACCGAACCGGGAGAAAGUCUAUGAACUUUUUGAGAGGGCUGUGAAAGACUACAUCUGCCCAGAUAUCUGGCUUGAAUAUGCCCAGUAUUCAAUUGGUGGUAUGGGCUCGCCAGGAGGGAUUGACAAGGUGAGAGCGAUCUUUGAGAGGGCGGUGAUGAAUGUAGGACUUCACAUGACCAAGGGCCAGACGUUGUGGGAGGCAUACAGGGAGUUUGAGAACGCCAUUCUGUCUACAGUACAGCCUCCCCCUGGCAGGAUUCCCAGCCAUGAGGAGCAGGAGCUGUUAAACACUCAGCUUGAGCGCAUCCAUACACUGUUCCGCCGCCAGCUGGCUGUGCCUUUAAUGGACAUGGAAGCAACAUUUGCAGAGUAUGAGGAGUGGUCCGAAAAUGGUGUGUCAGAGACAGUGAUGCAUCAGUACAAAAACGCUUUGCAGCAGAUGGAAAAGCGCAAAGCUUUUGAAGAGCCACUGCUGGUGGCUGAACCUCCUAAACUGGCAGAGUAUCAAGCCUACAUUGACUAUGAGCUAAAGGAGGGUGACCCAGCACGAAUUCAGAUCAUCUUUGAGCGGGCUUUGGCAGAAAACUGCUUGGUGCCUGACAUGUGGGCAAAAUACACCACAUACUUGGACCGUCAGCUGAAAAUCAAAGACUUGGUUCUUUCUACUCAUGACCGUGCAGUCAGGAAUUGUCCCUGGACAAUGGGUCUGUGGAAAAGUUACCUUUUAGCUCUGGAGAGACAUGGCUCUGAUCAUCAAACUGUCUCAGAUAUUUUUGAAAAAGCAUUGAAUGCAGGUUUCAUUCAAGCUACAGAUUAUGUGGAAAUUUGGCAGGCUUACCUUGACUACUUGAGGAGACGUGUGGAUUUCAGUAAAGAAUCCAGUAAAGAGUUGGAGGAGUUACGGGGAGCCUUCUCUCGAUCUCUGGACUAUAUGAAACAAGAUGUUGAAGAAAGGUUUGGUGAAAGUGGAGAUCCCUCCUGUAUCAUAAUGCAGAUCUGGGCAAGGAUAGAGGCCCUGCACUGCAAAAACAUGCAAAAGGCCAGAGAACUGUGGGACAGCAUCAUGACAAAAGGAAAUGCCAAAUAUGCCAACAUGUGGCUGGAGUACUACAACCUUGAAAGGUCAUAUGGAGAUGCUCUCCAUUGCCGAAAGGCUCUCCACAGAGCGGUUCAGUGUACCUCAGACUACCCAGAACAUGUGUGUGAAGUCCUGCUCACCUUUGAGAGGGUAGAAGGUUCUCUGGAGGACUGGGAUGCAGCAGUGCAGAAGACUGAGACUCGGCUGAACAGGGUUAAUGAGCAGCGGGCGAAGGUGGCAGAAAAAGAGGCCAGCCAGGUUCGUCAGGAGGAGGAGAGAGCAGAACAGCGGCGGAGGGCCAAAGCAGACAAGAAGGCUCAGAAGAAAACCCAGAAGGGAAUUCUAACUGGAGAGAAGAGGAGAGCAGAACAGGACGAUUAUCAUGAUGAAUGGAAUGAGGACUCGGAACAAGCUCCCAAAAGGCACAGGGGAAAUGGUGACCCGACCAUUGAAGAGUACAUGGAAACUGAGACAGGACUCUUCGGUAAAAGUGCUCCUCCUGGCUACAAACCAGCUCCACCUGGUGCUAAAGCAGCUCAGCAGGGAGCAACAGCUGCUGCCCAUAGGCAGAAAGAUGACAAACCAGAGCUUCGCAAUGACAACAGCAGUGUGUUCAUCAGCAACCUGUCGUACACCCUGGAGGAGCCAGAGGCAAAGCUCAGGACGCUGUUUGAGACCUGUGGUCCCAUCAAACAGAUUCGCCCUGUCUUCAGCAACAAGGGGAGCUUUAAAGGCUAUGGCUACGUACAGUUUGAAUCCACAGUGUCCGUCUCUGAAGCUCUGAAGCUCGACAGGCGGGAGGUGGCGGGCAGGCCUAUGUUUGUGUCACCUUGUGUAGACAAAAACAAAAACCCUGACUUUAAGGUGUUCAAAUACAACACAUCCAUGGAGAAACACAAAAUUUUCAUCUCUGGGCUGCCGUUCUCUUGCACUAAGGAGCAGUUGGAGGAAAUCUGCAAAAAUCAUGGCACUAUCAGAGAAGUUCGUCUCGUCACAUAUCGCUCAGGAAAACCCAAGGGUCUGGCAUAUGUCGAGUUUGCAGAUGAAACCCAGGCCUCUCAGGCGGUACUGAAGAUGGAUGGCAUGGACGUAGAAGGCAACAAAAUCUCUGUUGCCAUUAGUAACCCUCCUCGCAGAAACAUGAUGGAGAACCCUGGUUCGAGUCGGCCUAUGAUGGACAUGAUGCCUCGUCAGGUUCAUGGAGCGAGAGGUAGAGGACGCACUCAGCUGGCAUUACUCCCCCGCUCUCUGAAUCGACAAAGUGGGACAGCAAACAAAGUGGAGAAUGGGACUGCAGCUCAGCCCACACCAGCAACAGCAGGUUCAGCAGCGAACGCAGCAGGAGACACAAAACCUCUAUCAAAUUCAGACUUUGCCAGGAUGCUUCUCAAUAAGUGAGAAGAUGAGUGAAAAUUUUUUGACCGUCUUCAUACUGAAAGCCAUCAUGUGUCCUUAGAAAUUAGUGUGUUUCUGUAAUUGAUCACCUGACUUCCCUUUAAUCUCAGUCUUGGUCAUCCUCGUCAUCAUCAUCCACUCUGCAAGAUUGCCUUAAUCGCCAAGCACCUGCCCUCCAUCAAAAACCCUUCUCAAGCAACAUCAUAGUGACUUUACCCCCAUGUGAUAUGAUUGUCACUGUUGAGUUUGUGUGACAGUUGUUCACACAGCAGGCUAAUUUUUAGGGGAAAAAAAAGUGUAUCAUAUUUGUGUGUAAAUAUACUGUAACUAAAAUUGUGUCUUUUGUUGUGUAACGUGAAAGGGAUGUGACAGAAGCAUUUUGGGAGAGUAUUUUUUUAAAUAUUGAAAACAGCCAAACUUGUGAAUGUUGUUUAAAAUGGUAUAUGCAAAUGUUUGACAGUACAGAUGUGGUGUAUUAUAGUUGGUGUGUGUGAGUGUGCGUGAGUGUGUACAUAAAUUGGUUGUGCUACAGUGAUGAAAAAGACAUCCAGAUGUUUUAGGGAAACCUAAGCUUUCAGUUGUGUAACUUAUUUUGACCUCUGCGGACUUAGCUAAUAGCACUAGAAAGGACUUGACCUGACAGUAAACUGCAACUAAUCCAUAUUUUUACAUAGUUCCAUCUCUGAGUUCUGAUCAGUAUUAUGCUACUGAGCUGCCAACAAAUUAAUAUUAGUUAGCUUUAUGUAUAAAAACUGCCCAUCGUGUUAUGCUGUUCAUGCUUAAGGUGAAGUUACAGACUUUCUACUGCUUUAAGUAAACUGUUUGAGCAUUUAAUAAUUUUAUGUUAUGCUCAUUGUUCAUGUGGCAUGUCUUUCAAAUCUAUUUUUUUGUAUUAAAUAUCAGAUAAAUGGAUGAACAGAUUUUCCUUA
Molecule: messenger RNA, 3806 nt
Organism: Sphaeramia orbicularis (orbiculate cardinalfish)
Lineage: Eukaryota; Metazoa; Chordata; Actinopteri; Kurtiformes; Apogonidae
Gene: sart3
Product: spliceosome associated factor 3, U4/U6 recycling protein
Exons: 19
Coding region: 505-2880 (791 amino acids)
Biological process (GO): RNA processing
Molecular function (GO): protein binding; RNA binding
Source: RefSeq, a predicted model, not a curated record